UGACUGUAGCCGGUCCGCCAAGAUGGCUUCCUCCUACGUGGUCCUGCUGGCGCUGUUCGUAUCCCUGCCGCUGCUGCUGCUGAUCGCGUGGAAGCGCAGGCAGCGGGGGCGCACGGCCCGGCACGUGGUCGUCGUGGUGCUGGGCGAUGUGGGCCGCAGCCCCCGAAUGCAGUACCACGCGCUGUCGUUGGCCAAGCGCGGCUUCUCCGUGACCCUCCUGGGGUUCUGUAACUCCAAACCCCAUGAUGAACUCUUGCAAAACAACAGAAUUCGGAUUGUGCGUUUGACAGAACUCCAGAGACUUGCAGUUGGGCCGCACAUUCUUCAGUAUGGAGUCAAAGUUGUAUUUCAGGCCGUGCACUUGCUCUGGAAGUUAAUGUGCAGGGAGUCAGCAGCUUACAUCUUUCUCCAGAAUCCCCCGGGCCUGCCUGCCAUUGCUGUCUGCUGGUUUGUGGGCUGCCUCUGUGGGAGCAAGCUCGUCAUCGACUGGCACAACUAUGGCUACUCCAUUAUGGGUUUGGUGCACGGCCCCAAUCACCUCCUCGUUCUGCUGGCCAAGUGGUACGAGAAGCUCUGUGGCCGCCUGUCCCACCUGAACUUAUGUGUGACCAACGCGAUGCGGGAAGACCUGGCAGAGAACUGGGGCAUCAAAGCUGUGACUGUCUACGACAAGCCCGCAUCUUUCUUUAAAGAGACGCCCUUGGACCUGCAGCACCGGCUCUUUAUGAAGCUGGGCCGCACCUACUCUGCGUUUAGGGCCAGCUCAGAACCCUCAGACCUGGCCACGGAGAGGUCGGCCUUCACGGAGCGGGAUGCUGGGAGCGGGAUGGUGACAUGUCUUCAUGGGCGGCCGGCCCUGUUGGUCAGCAGCACGAGCUGGACAGAGGAUGAAGACUUCUCCAUCUUGCUGGCAGCAUUAGAAAAGUUUGAACAGCUGAUCCUGGAUGGAGAAAGCCUUCCCUCUCUGGUCUGUGUGAUAACUGGCAAAGGGCCUCUGAAAGAGUAUUACAGCCGUCUCAUUGGCCAGAAGCAUUUCCAGCACAUUCAGGUCUGUACCCCAUGGCUGGAGGCUGAGGAUUACCCCCUGCUUCUAGGGUCAGCGGACCUGGGCGUCUGUCUGCACAAGUCCUCCAGCGGCCUAGACCUGCCCAUGAAGGUGGUAGACAUGUUUGGGUGCUGCCUGCCUGUGUGCGCCGUGACCUUCCAAUGCUUACACGAGCUUGUGAAACAUGAGGAAAACGGCCUGGUCUUCAAGGACUCGGAGGAACUGGCAGCUCAGCUGCAGAUGCUUUUCUCAAAGUUUCCUGAUCCUGCUGGUAAACUGAACCAGUUCCGGAAGAACCUCCAGGAGUCCAAGCAGCUUCGUUGGGAUGAGAGCUGGAAGCAGACGGUUCUCCCUUUGCUUAUGGACAUGACCCCUUGGACCAAAGACUGAACCCCACUGAGCGUAUCCCGGUGCUGGAUGUC
Messenger RNA from Rhinolophus ferrumequinum (greater horseshoe bat), 1467 nucleotides. It is a transcript of the gene ALG1, whose product is annotated as ALG1 chitobiosyldiphosphodolichol beta-mannosyltransferase. Gene Ontology annotation, cellular component: endoplasmic reticulum. The record is from RefSeq and is a predicted model, not a curated record. NCBI's taxonomy places the organism in Eukaryota, Metazoa, Chordata, Mammalia, Chiroptera, Rhinolophidae. The transcript has 13 exons. Gene Ontology annotation, molecular function: mannosyltransferase activity. The coding region runs from base 23 to 1435 and encodes 470 amino acids.